Molecule: messenger RNA, 2579 nt
Organism: Arachis stenosperma
Lineage: Eukaryota; Viridiplantae; Streptophyta; Magnoliopsida; Fabales; Fabaceae
Exons: 4
Coding region: 810-1799 (329 amino acids)
Source: RefSeq, a predicted model, not a curated record
CCAUUUAUUAAUUAUUAAACUGUUUAUACCAAAUUCAAAUUUAUUUCCUUCAAGGAUCGGUGCACAAUUUACCCUGCUUUUAGAUACACUAUUAUGAGCCAAGAGAGAUUAGUUCGGAAAAGCUAAUGAAUCAGAAGAAACAUCGAUAAAAACAAUCAAACACAAGAGAAGAUGGAUCGCAUGAUGAUGAUGAUGAUGAUGAUGAUGAUGAUUGAGGAGUGUCGGAUAUAGUGAAAGAAAGACACAGAAUGCGUGCGUAUGAAGAAGGGAGAUAGAUGCUCGGUUUCUCAUGCUUCGGUCGGAAUACGAACGCAAUAAUGUGUACUUCUCAGCCUCAAACUUUUUCUCUUCCCUCUCCGAUCCCGAAUUGGCCUCACGGAGGAAGUUUUGCUUCUGGAUUUGCAAAUCUUGGCGAAAUAGAUGCUUUCAAGGUCUCUAAUUUUGAGUUCAUUUGCAGCAGCAAUGCUUUACAGGACAAAAAGAAUGCUGUGGUCUUCUAUAAGCCUGUCGAAAUACCUCAAGGUUUCCACAUCCUUGCCCAUUAUUGUCAACCUAGUAACAAGCCUUUAAGGGGGUUUGUACUUGUUGCUAGGGAAGUUGAAACUACUCAUUGCAAUGAUUGCGACAAGCAAGCUCCCCUGAAGAAUCCCCUGAAUUUUGAGUUAGUUUGGAGUUCGAAUGCAGGAAAUCGGGAUACCUGAGCCUCCAGAAGGUUACAAGGCAGUUGGAUACUUGGUUACUGACAAUCCUAAUAAGCCUCAGUUGGAUGAAAUCUGAAUCUGCUGUGUUCGUUCCGACCUCACUGAUAAAUGCAGCCUUACCGCCUAUUACUCGCUGUAAAUUUUAAAAUUCCUGAGCUUUCAUUUCAGUUGUGGAACUUGAGACCUUGUGACCGCAGCGUAGGAGGCCAAGGAGUUCCUGUUGGAUCCUUUUUCUGCAGUAACGGAUGCUGGAACAUGGGUGAAGAGCUUCCAAUUGCAUGCCUGAGGAACCUAAAUCCUGUUCAACAAACAAUGCCAAACCUGGAACAGGUACAUGCACUUAUUCAGCAUUAUGGCCCUACCAUUUUCUUUCAUCCGGAGGAAGUUUACUUGCCGUCUUCUGUGGUUUGGUAUUUCAACAAUGGAGCUUGCUUGUACAGAAAGCGUGUAACUAUAGGCGAGGCAAUUGAUGAAACCGGCUCGAAUCUACCUCAUGGAGAAACGAAUGACAAGGAGUUUUGGAUAGACUUGCCAAGUGAUGAUAGAAAGGAUUUUCUCAAACGUGGGGACUUGCAAAGUGCAAGGCUUUAUGUUCAUGUGAAGCCGGCACUUGGUGAAACAUUCACAGACAUUGCAAUGUGGAUUUUCUGUCCAUUCAACGGACCAGCCACUCUUAAAAUUGGGAUGAAAAACAUACCUUUAAGCAAGUUUGGAGAGCAUGUUGGUGAUUGGGAGCAUUUCACACUUAGAAUAUGCAAUUUCAAUGGAGAAUUAUAUAGUAUAUACUACUCACAGCAUAGUGGGAGAGAAUGGGUUGAUGCAUAUGAUUUAGAAUACAUUGAUGGAAACAAAGCUAUUGUUUACUCCUCAAAAAAUGGACAUGCUAGUUACCCUCAUCCUGGAACCUUUAUCCAGGGUUCUUCAAAACUUGGAGUGGGGAUCAGAAACGAUGCGUGUCGAAGCAACUUUUAUGUGAAUUCAAGUGUUCACGAUGAGAUUGUUGCAGCUGAAUAUCUUGGAGAUGCUGUCAAGGAGCCUCUAUGGUUGCAGUAUAUGAGAGAGUGGGGGCUAAAAAUCAUUUAUGAUUCGAAAACUUAGAUUGAUAGGAUAAUCGAUGCGCUUCCGCGAAUGCUUCGGUUCUCACUGAAGAACUUCUUUAACAAGCUUCCAGUGGAGCUGUAUGGUGAGGAAGGUCCUACAGGGCCAAAAGAGAAAAACAAUUGGACAGGAGAUGAAAGAUGGUUAAUUUAAUUGAAUGGUUGAAAGCUAUGGUUGGCAAUAGAAAAUCAGAGGAACUCAUUGAUCCGAACCUUCCUAAAAAGCCAUCUUCAAAGGUUCUUAAGCUUUGCUCUGUUGGUUGCUCUUAAAUGUGUUGAUCCAGAUGCCACAAAGAGACCUAAAAUCGGACAAAUAAUCCACAUGCUUGAGGCCGACGAGAUCCUAUUCAGUGAUGAACGGAGGACUGGAGGGGAAUCGUUGCGAUCCCAUGGCAAUUAUCAUCAUGAGCAAAAGGACUCUAACAGAGAUAGAAAGCGAAUAGGUGAAGAGAUCACUGAUUGAAGUGAAGAUGAUGAUAGCAGUAAAAAUCUUGUCCAUCCCACUAGGUUGAGAUGAUAGUUGUUAAAUGGUAAAUGUAGCUAUGUAUUUAUUAUUUUUGGUUUUAGUAGUUUGCCUAUAUUAAUUUCUACCUCAAUCUGAACAAUAUGCAAUGAGUGUAUUUUUGCUGCAUAAUUUUCCCUCCCACCACAAUUUGGGAUUCAUUGUAUACUCAUUCAUUAUUACUAAAAAUCAAAAUUUUGAUGUCGUCCUUCUGAUAUAUAAGACAAAAAGUAGCUCAAGUGUUUUAUAAAAAGUAAUAAUAUUUUCAAGUUGCUCAAA